Cyprinodon tularosa is the source of this 1378-nucleotide messenger RNA. Its product is annotated as protein mono-ADP-ribosyltransferase PARP11. The record is from RefSeq and is a predicted model, not a curated record. The transcript is spliced from 7 exons. Bases 474 to 1361 code for a protein of 295 amino acids. Gene Ontology annotation, molecular function: NAD+ poly-ADP-ribosyltransferase activity. Lineage: Eukaryota; Metazoa; Chordata; Actinopteri; Cyprinodontiformes; Cyprinodontidae.
AGAUUUUAUUCUCACAAGUGGAGCACUAUCGCUUUCGCCAUAGUGCCCUGCGGGAUUUACAUAUGUAAAUAGUUUUAUUAUAGUUUCUGUAGGGGAUAGUUCAUGCUAUGUGGACAUUACAAAAAAUAAAAUAAAAAAUGGAGAAAAGGUGAAACAAAGAGAGAUAUUGACAAAACUACAUCAGCUUGCUUCAUUAUUAAUAUCUUUUUAACAGUGGGAUAAUAGCAGCUGGAAUGCAUGCAUGUUCUUUCUCCAAACUUAUCCAGUUUUUAAAAAAAAAACUUAAAUCUAAUAGGAUCGAAUAGAAAUCCUGGUUUAACUUUGUGUUCUUAAUUGAGCAAAGCCAGCCCAUCUAAGAGGGAGUGGUUACGUUUAAGAGGCAGAAACUCAAAGACCAGAUUCAAUAGUCAUUAGUGUGACACAGAGACAGGUACAGCAGGUAUUUUUCUUGUUAACCUUAGUCAGUCAGCAAAAUGUUUUCUUUAGAUGGAGUAGAAGAUAUGGACACCUGGGACACUCCAUGGUAUUGGUAUUAUCUGGAAGAUUGUGGCAGGUGGCACAGGUUUGAGGAUGAGCCCAGUAACCCUGUUAGGAGUGAGGACAUAGAGAAAUAUUAUCUGAUGGAUCCAAAAUCCUCCUUUUAUUUAAAUUCAGAGAGCUACAAAAUCAAGAUAGAUUUUUCAGGAAUGCUGCAGACAGACCUCACCACAGGAAGGCAAAGAAGAAUCCAACGGCACAAUCUUGAGAAAUGCUGUUCCUGUUCAUGUUCACCACCUAUUUUCUGGGAACAAUUUAAUCCUAUGGUUCCUUACCAGCUGAUCCCUUUGAGUAAGCUCACCCCAGAGUAUAAGACGGUGGCAAGCUAUACAACGAAUGAGGGUCGUCUGAGCAGUUCCAUUGUAUCUAUAAGCAGGAUACAGAAUUUGGACCUCUGGGAAAUUUUUUGUAGGAAAAAAAAACAGUUAAUGAGGAUUCAAAAUGUUACUGAGAUUCCAGAGAGACGCCUUUUUCAUGGGACUGACACUAAAAAUGUAGACAGUAUUUGCAAGUAUAACUUUGAUUUACGGAUACCUAAAAAGAAUGGAAGAUCAUGUGGCAAUGGUAUAUAUUUUGCUGUCGAGGCAUUAUAUGCAGGCCGUUACAGCAGCAACAGCACGACUUCGCAGCAUAAUGGAAACACUAAACCCAUUUUUCUUGCCCGAGUCUUGGUUGGGAAAUUUAAACUUGGACGAUCAAGUAUGCAAAAGCCAGAUGAUGAAAACCAGUACCUCAGUUGUGUCAAUGAUAUUAAUCAUCCCAAACUAUUUGUUAUAUUUGAUCCAAAUCAAAUAUAUCCAGAAUAUCUUAUUGAGUACCAAUAAACUUAAUUAGCUCUAUU